Molecule: messenger RNA, 2184 nt
Organism: Dioscorea cayenensis subsp. rotundata (Guinea yam)
Lineage: Eukaryota; Viridiplantae; Streptophyta; Magnoliopsida; Dioscoreales; Dioscoreaceae
Product: putative disease resistance protein At4g10780
Exons: 1
Coding region: 1-2184 (727 amino acids)
Molecular function (GO): protein binding; ADP binding
Source: RefSeq, a predicted model, not a curated record
AUGGGGUUCAAGCAUGUCAUUUAUCUGGUGGUUUCAAAAGAACCUCAAUUUGAGAAGCUUCAAAAGGAGAUAUCUACAAGGUUGGGAUUGCAGCCCCCUCAUUAUGAGAAGAAUGAUAUAUUUGAGUUUUUGAAGAACAAAGACUUUUUGCUACUCUUAGAUGAUAUAUGGGAGAAAGUGGAGCUUCCUGAAAAACUUGGUAUUCCACUUGCUCAUCAUCAAAGCCAAAAUUGUGAAGAUAGAAGUCAAAGGUGCAAGCACAAGGUAAUCUUCACAACCAGAAAAGAUGAUGUGUGUGCUCGUAUGAAAGCUGACAAGAAGAUCAAAGUUGAAUGUUUGGAUGGAGAAGAAGCAUGGCAUCUUUUCAAGCAACACGCAAAUAAAGAGACCAUCAAUUCCAAUGCUGGUAUUAAAAAAAUUGCAAUGAAAGUUAUGGAGAAGUGCUUAGGCUUACCACUUGCCCUUAAAGUUAUUGGUGGAGCCAUGUCGAAUAAGAAGAAGCCUGAAGAGUGGCGUGACAUGCUCAGGUCAUUAGUUAACUUGGACAUCAAUAUCGUCACGGGUAUUGAAGAAUCAUUGUUUUGCACUUUGAAGCUCAGUUAUGAUAAUUUGGCGGAUGAUACUCUACGUCAAUGUUUCUUGUGUUGUGCUCAGUGGCCUGAAGAUAAGGAGAUUUGUGCGUUUGGUCUUAUAGAGUAUUGGAUUGGAAUUGGAUUGAUCGAUGACUUCAGAAACAUUGGAGAAGCUUUUGACAAGGGAUAUAAUCUCAUUGGAAACUUAAAUGCAACAUGUUUGGUGGAAUUGAACACUAGGCCUGAUGGUGAAGAUUAUGUCAAAGAUUAUGUCAAAUUACAUGAUGUGAUUCGUGAUAUGGCACUGUGGAUUGUCUCUGAGUGUGGCAAGAAAAAGAACAAAUGGAUUACAAUAUGUACAGAUGAUGAUGAUGAUGAUGAUCGUAGGCAAUCUACAGAGUGGGAAGUAAGUACUUGGAAGGAGACAGAACGAAUAUUUUUCAAAAUGAAUCGGAGGAAUGUAAAUUAUCUAAAUAUUAAUGAAAAAGACCUAAUUUCUGUCGCACCAACUUCUCCUCGAUAUCCUAAUCUUAAGAGUCUAUUUACUGUAUCAAUGUAUUUCACCCUUGUUCGGUCCUAUAAUAGCUUCCUAAAUAUUUUCCCUCAUAUGCCAUCUCUUAUAUACUUGAAUCUAUCUAGGGUACCUAUCUCUGAUCUUUCAAAAGAAAUUCGAGUUCUAGUCAAUCUUCGUUACCUCAAUAUUAGCUACACAUACAUUUCGUCACUUUCACCUGAAUUAGAAGAACUGAAGGAAUUAAAAUACUUCAUUUGUAGAAAAGGUAGCGAGGGCGCAAGAAUAAAGUAUGGGUUGUCUAUAUUAUCAAGGUUGCCCAAGUUGCAAGUGAUUGAUCUUUUCAGAAAUAAUUGUUUAGAAGCAGAUGAUUUGAGUUUACUGAAGAAAAAAGUUAAAGCGAUUGGUAUGCAUGUGACCUCAGUCGAGAUUCUUGGUCUUCUCAAAGAUUUGCCAACCUGGAAUAUAUGUAUGCAAGGACUGCAUCGUAUGCCUAAACUCCGUUUUUGUGACUUGAGUAACAAACAUGGUGGUGAGGGUUUGAUGCAGUUAAGAAUUGAAUUUUCUGACUUUGAGGAGUUGUUGAUAAAUGGCAGUGGGGUCAGUCUAAAGCUUCUCAAUUUGAGUUUUCUUCAAAAGCUCAAGCAAAUCACUUGGUCAGCAGAAACAUUACCUAGUGAAUGCUUCCCGAGGUUGACAUCCCUUUACAUUGCAUAUUGUCAUUCUCUGAGGAGUCUUUCGUGGGUUUUACAUCUCCCAUGCCUUAGGACAUUAAAUUUAGUAUGUUGUUUAGCAAUGAAGGAAUUGAUUGACCAUGCAGAUCAGAUGCAACAAGCUUCAUCAGGCCUUCCCACCUUUCCUAGCCUACAAUAUUUGCAGAUCCGGUUCACGCCGAACUUAGUGAGCUUGAGCACAUGUCCAUUGGAUUUCCCUGUUUUGUCUACACUUGACUUGUACCAAUGUCCAAAGCUAAAGAAACUUCCUUUCAAGUCAUCCAUUGUCAAUAAUAAAUUCAAAGAUGUGAACGUUGAGAUAGACUUGUGGAAGAGUUUGGAAUGGGAGGACACAACAAUCCAAUCUCAUCUCGCGAAGUUUCUGUAA